Molecule: messenger RNA, 663 nt
Organism: Fusarium sp. VM40
Lineage: Eukaryota; Fungi; Ascomycota; Sordariomycetes; Hypocreales; Nectriaceae
Source: the annotation of a GenBank genome assembly
AUGAAGUAUCUAGCGAGGACGUCUGUUGCCUCCGCCUUGGCACUUGCAGUUCUAGUAGUGCCAGUUCUCUCGAGUACCCAGCCCAGCUCUGGCUCAAGCGACUACGUUAUAGCCAAGCGGGCAAAUGGGGACAACAAGACCGGGACAACCGGGACAAUUCAUGGUGUUAUCAUGUCAAUUGUCUUCUUGCUUGGUUUCCCAAUCGGGUCCCUCCUCAUGCCUCUCGUGGGAAAGUGGCUCGUCCACGCCUGGUGGCAGAUUGUUGUCUUUAUUGGCAUGUGUGUCGGCUUUGGCGUUGGCAAGAUUGCCGCUGACCGAAGCGGUGAUUGGAUCUCCGACUCCCAUGUUGUGCUUGGCACCUUUGUCUGUGUUUUGAUGGUCGCACAACCCUUCCUAGGGUGGAUGCACCACCGAAAUUACGUCAAGCAUCAGCGACGAACCAAAGUCAGCUACGGUCAUAUCUGGUUCGGCCGAACCCUAAUGCUCAUCGGCAUCGUUAAUGGUGGGACCGGUUUACAAUUGUCUGGAGCCUCCUCCGGCCCUAUCAUUGCCUAUUCGGUGAUUGGUGCUAUUGUGUUCUCUGCUUAUACUGGUGGUAUUGUUCUGAAGGAGGUCAGACUGCGAGGAAAGAGAAUGGACGAUCAGAGCGCGAUGGAGCUCUAG